Molecule: messenger RNA, 1485 nt
Organism: Drosophila takahashii
Lineage: Eukaryota; Metazoa; Arthropoda; Insecta; Diptera; Drosophilidae
Product: glucose transporter GlcP
Biological process (GO): transmembrane transport
Cellular component (GO): membrane
Molecular function (GO): transmembrane transporter activity
Source: RefSeq, a predicted model, not a curated record
AUGACAAUCACAUAUGUAACGGCUGGUCCGGAAGGCGGUGAACCAAAUGCUUUUGGCACAAAGAUCAGGGAGGAUGUGCACAUCCCGAAAGCACCUCCUCCACCGAUACAAAGGGGUUCUACCAUCACCAAUUUGGGAUCCUUAAGGCAAAUCAACAAGCAACUCAAUGUUUCCUGUGCAGUGUUCUUUCUGUUCGUCUACGGCGGCAUGGACUUUGCCCACAGUGCGGGUUGGAAUCAGACCCUGAACACCACCGCCACGCAGGUCUUCAAAUGCAGUUGGUUCAUUGGAGUUCUGGCCGGAGCAGCAGUGGCCUCCCUGGCGAUGACCUUUCUGCCAAAGCUGCCGUUCUAUGUCCUUGGGGGCAUUAUGCAACUCAUUGGAUCGAUUAUUUUCACAUGUGCCCCCUUUCAUUACGACUGCCUUCUGGCCGCUCGUUAUGUUGCCGGAGCAGGAAUUGGAUUGAUCACUGUUCCCUUCCUCAUCCAUAGUGCCGAAGUGGCGUCCAAUAACUAUCGUGGGGUUAGCGGAUCCAUGGAGCAGUGUGGCCUGGCCUUGGGCAUCGCCAUCCAGGUUAUCUACGACACCCAGUGGGUGGAUGACAAGGAGGCAUCCGUCAACGAGGUUCAUGGGAUCAUAGGAAUUGUGUUUUCUCUACUCGGUCUUGGGAUGACUGCCCUUUCGAUAGAGUCACCCAUCUUCCAUCUCCGACGCAACCAGGAGGAGAAGGCCCGCGAAUGUCACCAGAAGCUACUGGGAAGCUUUAACCAUUCGGCAGAUCAGGAAUUCGAGGAGGUCCAGCUGUAUGUGGUAGAGAGCCAGAAGAGGACAUUUUUCCAGGAGCUCUGGAGCUCAGUGGUGCCCUUCAUAAAAGUGCUGCUCUAUCGCGGCUUCGUCGCCUUCUCAUUUUCCCUGCCCCUCUCGGAAUCCCUCAUCAAGAGCGCCCUCUUCACCGAAGGAUACAUCUCCUGUUGGCCAGUGACCGUUUGGGGAUUGGUCCGCUUGCUUGGAGCUUUAGUUGCCCAGGGAUUUCUGGACAAGAUGGGACGCAAGCUAAUCUCACUCGUGGGUCUACUCUGCAUGGCCAUCCUGAUGCUCUGCAUGGCUGUCUCCUAUGCAGAUCCUGCGAAUGUGCUCGUCACCUACUACAUGAACCAGGUGUGGAAACUGGGCGUAGCUUUCCAGGCCUUCGCAGGACUCUUUGUCUGCAGCUCAUCGGUUUACCUGGGCGAAGCCUUCCCCAUGAAAGUGAAACCCUUCCUUGUGGGUUAUGUGAUUGGCUUCGAGCAGACGGUGCAUAUUAUCAAUAUUGUGGGCUACAAUCGGGGUUCCGAGACUUUUUUCUACCACUACUAUCUAUCUGUGGGAAUUAUCCUGUUUGUUGGAGUCAUUUUCUUCGGAAUCGUAAUUCCAGAAACUAAGAAGAUAACACUGCGUGAAGCUAAUAAGAGAUUCCAGCGAUUGCACAAUAUACGAUUAUUUUAA